This is a messenger RNA of Seminavis robusta, 1332 nucleotides long. The record is from the annotation of a GenBank genome assembly. NCBI's taxonomy places the organism in Eukaryota, Bacillariophyta, Bacillariophyceae, Naviculales, Naviculaceae.
AUUUUGCAUGAGAACAAGCACACAAAUCCGAUAAAGGAAACAAUUCUAUAGCAACCAAAAACCAAUUGCUGCCUUUGCUAGCAACCAACCAAACCAAAACUACACCAACCAAACCAAACUCAAGAUGCCCUCUUUGACUCCCGAUACACGCAAAGAAGAAGUCAGCAAUGAUGCCAUGAAAGAAGGACUUUUAAAUGGACUCUUUACAUUGAUUCCGACCACGGGCGCCAUGUAUGUGGCAGUAAAGCAGUCUCCCUGGUUGCGUCGUUCGACCAAUAUGCAGGCCCGCACAGCGCUGUGCAUCAUGCCGGCUCUAUUCGUCUUUGGCUUUACGGCGGAAGAAAAGGUGGUCCAUCGCAUGCGAGAAAUUGCCAAGGAAAAUCAACACUCCCAUGAUUCCGUCGCCUGGGCGGAACGACGACUCACAAAGCGCACGGGGCCAUUGGCGGAACAACAGGAAGAAUUGAACGCGCUCUAUCGAAGGGCCGUUUACGAAAGUGGGGUCCGUGUCGUUCCCGGCAAUCAAUUGUCGGUCCAUCACAUUGCCGCCAAUUACGUGGCCGAAAAUCCAUUCAAAGUCUUGGCCAGUUUGGCCGUGCCGGGAGUGGCGUGGAUCUUUUAUGGACGUGCCGGUCAGGAGCACUUGACCUUUAGUAUGAAGGUCAUGCACACUCGUGUCUUUGGACAAUUCGCCACCAUCUCCAUGUUAUUGGGCGUCAUGGGAUUCAAGGAAUUUAUGGAUCACAAUGGACGAUUCAUUACCGAAGCUCAAGCCGAAGCGCGUGUCGAGGAAAUGCAGGACUUGCGUGAUCAAAUGUUGAAGCGAUUGGAAGCUUCCAAUAUGGCCCAAAAGGCAUACGAUGAUGCCAUUCAACAGGCUCACAAAGAGGAUGUACAGGAAGGACAUGCCGUCGAGCACAAAAAAGUGCAUCACAAGAAAAAGCAACACAACGACAACCAAGAGGUACAUGCCACCAGCACUACCAUGGCUCACUCUCCCAAGGCUUAAAUGCAUGGUUGGUUUGAAUGAAGUGGCUGGCUGUGGAAGUAAUGGAGGAGGUUGGAGACUGAGGAACGACGACAAUGAACAGAAACUGUGAGAUGAAUUAAACAAAUGGAACGGGCUGCCAAUUAGAACAAUCAACUUGGGUGGCAUACAAAAUGUUUGCAAAUAGUAUUGCAGAAACUCAACAAAACGUCACAACAACGGGAGGGAUUGAACGACUGACACAACAACAACAACAAACAGAGAACGAGAAGCGUCAGUUAGCGAGCACUUAAUCCUUCAUCAUAAGAUGCAUGUUUUUUCAACGCAACUUGUCUUGUCUAGUC